AGUGGCAUACUUGCUGCAUUACUUCAGACAAAAAGAAGCGAAGGAUUCUUUGGAAAGGAUCGAAAUAUGGGCAGCAAAAUGUUGGUCCUGUUUGCGUUAUUGUUCCUUCACUACGCAAAUGGCGGAGAUGGACCAGUAGUGAUGACACAAAAUGGCGCCGUGCGCGGUUCCCACAACUACACCGCAUGGGACAAUUCCACUAAAUUUUCGAGCUUCACGAACAUGCCUUACGGGAAACCUCCUGUCGGAGCACUCAGAUUUAAGCCUCCUGUUCCUGCUGCACCAUGGGAAGGGACCCUAGAUGCCACCGAAGAGCCCAUUCCGUGUUCACAGAACGAUAUAUUGUCGCAACGGCUGAUGGGACGCGAGGAUUGCUUGAAAAUCAACGUGUACACACCCUAUACAAAUUUCUCGGAGUCGAUGACGUUAAAACCAGUCAUGGUUUGGAUAUACGGCGGCGCCUUCAUAGCUGGUUACAGCAACUAUACCUUCUACGGACCUUAUUAUUUGAUGAGCCAUGACGUCGUGGUGGUUUCUAUGAAUUAUCGCGUCGGUGCCUUUGGUUUCCUAUGCGUGGACGAUCCGCGCGUUUCGUGCAACGUAGGUCUGAAGGAUCAACAUUUAGCUUUGCAAUGGGUACAGAAAAAUAUCGCCGCGUUCGGUGGUGAUCCAAAGCAAGUCACGAUAUUUGGACAGAGCGCUGGAGCUGCAUCUGUUAAUUAUCACAUAUUGGCAGAGCAAGCUGCAGGUCUGUUCUCGAAAGCGAUUUUAAUGAGCGGCACGUCACUGACCCCGUGGGCCCAUCACACGAGGCUAGAUGCACAUAACAAUGCUAGGCUGCUCGCUCUUAGGCUUGGCCACUUGAGCAUUACCACCAAGGACAUUGUGGACAAACUUUCUACAGCCGAUGCUAUAGAGAUAGCAGUAGCAACAAACGAACUGAACGUACUCUACCCGAUUCCGUUCAGACCCUGUAUAGAGAACAAGCUUACGGAUCCCACAGCAUACGUGACAGACUGUUCCAUGAAGAAGCUAUUAACUGGAAAUUUCAACAAAGUGCCGACAAUGUUAGGUUACACGGAAAAUGAGGCUCUGCCCUUCCUUUACAUUGUCGAUAGAGUGGCAGGCAACGCCACGGAUAUCAUCGACUACUUUGGAAAAAUUGACCCAGUGGCACAUAAUGCAUUGCUCACCCUCGUGAAGGACACCGCUCUCUUAACUAUUGAGAAUCUCACCAAGCUCGUAUCGAUCGUGUUGUUCGACAGUCCAAUCGAUAUGGCUCAGAAAGCGCUAGCUAAGUAUGUGCCGACUGACGUUUACUUUUAUCAUCAAUCUUUCUUCACGUCGAAUGUAUUCCACAAGGUUUACGCGGGCAUGCACAUCGAAGGUGCUUGUGCUCACAUGGACGACAUUCCGUACAUAUGGCAACUAAGAGAUAUCUACUCGUCCCCAAACCCGGAUGAUCCUGAACACAAACACAUCGUGAAGAUGAGCACUAUGUGGACCAAUUUCGCCAAGUAUGGAGAUCCUACACCGGAAGGCAACAAUCCGCUGGACAUA
This is a messenger RNA of Habropoda laboriosa, 1560 nucleotides long. RefSeq names its product juvenile hormone esterase-like. The record is from RefSeq and is a predicted model, not a curated record. The transcript has 11 exons. The annotation marks the transcript as partial. NCBI's taxonomy places the organism in Eukaryota, Metazoa, Arthropoda, Insecta, Hymenoptera, Apidae.